AUGUCGCAACUGCGAAACUUUAUUAAAUUACAAACGGAACACAUGCACUGUUCCGACAACAUCAAGGUCGUCAUUGCAAGAGACCUUUUGAAGCUCCUUUUGAUUCCAGCGGUACUGUUUGCGAAGCUAUCUUUUGCAGCGGCCAAGGGCGAGGCUUUGGCCGACUCUUGCAUCCGUUACGAUGAGGGAAUUGAGCUCCUUCAUCGGGGCAUUCACGAUGAACUGCCAGAGUCCUGCUCAGUUUUUCUAUCCUAUCAAUCUCAACAGUACCAACUCACCACUAAAUCCACCAUGAACUUUUUCAAGAAGAAGCCCACGCCCAAGGAAGCUGCGAAGGAAGCCAAGCGUGAAGCACGCAAAGAAGUUCGACAAAAUCAACGUGACUUGGACCGCGAAAUUCGAGAAUUGGAUCGUCAGGAGCAACAAAUCAAAAAUGAGCUCAAACAACGAGCGAAAAAAGUCUCUUCUCAGAAUGAUCCUACAUUGAAAGUACUGGCCAAACAGUUGGUCCAACUUCGACAACAACGCGACAAACUAUUCACGGCUCGAUCACAGGUGGGCGCAAUGGGGAUGCAUGCCACGACCAUGGCCUCGCAAGUCGCUGCCGUUUCGGCCAUUGGAACCGUCACGGACACACUCAAAGUCGCAAAUGCCCAAAUGGACAUGAAGGAAACCAUGAAAGUAAUGUCCCAAUUCCAGCACGAAAAUGAAAAAAUGGCGGCCAAGGAAGAAUUGAUGGACGAUGUCCUGGCAGAUGCAUUCGACACGGAGGAAGUCGAAGAAGAAGCCGAGGCAUUGACAAACCAGGUAUUGGCAGAAUUGGGUGUAGAAAUGGAUGCAAAAUUGGUCGGAUUGGAUGCACCCCAAUCCAAGCCAGUGGGGGAACAGCUUUCCCAGGAAGAACAAAAUGCACUCGACGAUGCCUUGCCAGACCUCAAGGCGAGACUCAAUGCCUUGUAG
Messenger RNA from Seminavis robusta, 960 nucleotides. NCBI's taxonomy places the organism in Eukaryota, Bacillariophyta, Bacillariophyceae, Naviculales, Naviculaceae. The record is from the annotation of a GenBank genome assembly.